Molecule: messenger RNA, 5991 nt
Organism: Jaculus jaculus (lesser Egyptian jerboa)
Lineage: Eukaryota; Metazoa; Chordata; Mammalia; Rodentia; Dipodidae
Gene: Epm2aip1
Product: EPM2A interacting protein 1
Exons: 2
Coding region: 121-1941 (606 amino acids)
Biological process (GO): response to insulin; positive regulation of glycogen (starch) synthase activity; positive regulation of glycogen biosynthetic process
Source: RefSeq, a predicted model, not a curated record
CGUGCCCCUGCUCGGGUGAUCUGGCGCAGAACCCGGGAGGUGCUUGGCGUCCGUCCGACUCCUCCCUGUUUCUUGCGGGCCCUUGAGGUUGACGUCUUUUUCUUUUGGCUUCUCCGCAGUAUGUGGAUGACUCCCAAAAGAAUUAAGAUGGAAGUCGACGAAGCCCUCGUUUUCCGGCCCGAGUGGACCCAGCGUUAUCUGGUCGUGGAGCCUCCCGAGGGCGACGGGGCCCUGUGUCUGGUAUGUCGCCGCCUGGUCGCUUCUACCCGCGAACGCGAUGUCCGGCGUCACUACGAGGCCGAACACGAAUUCUACGAGCGCUUCGUCGGGGAGGAGGAGCGCGCGGCCCUGGUGGAGCGGCUGCGCCAGGGAGACCUGUCGCUGGCUUCGGUGCUGACGCCGGAGGAGCGGGCGACGCGCGCGGGCCUCGGGCUCUGCCGCUUCUUGGCCCUGAAGGGUCGCGGCUGGGCCGAGGGCGACUUCGUCCACCAGUGCAUGGAGGUGUUGCUGCGCGAGGUGCUGCCGGACCACGUGGGCGUGCUGGAAGGCAUCGAUCUGUCCCCGGAGAUCACCAGGCAGAGGAUCCUGAGCAUCGACACCAACCUACGCAGCCAGCUGUACAGCCGAGCCCGGGACUUUAAAGCCUACUCGCUCGCCUUGGACGACCAGGCGUUCGUGGCCUACGAGAACUACCUGCUGGUGUACGUCCGCGGCGUGGGCCGAGACCUGGAGGUGCAGGAAGACCUGCUGACCAUCAUCAACCUGACUCAUCACUUCAGCGUCGGGGCCCUCAUGUCGGCCAUCCUGGAGGCCCUGCAGACGGCCGGCCUCAGCCUGCAGCGGAUGGUGGGGCUGACCACGACGCACACGCUGCGGAUGAUCGGCGAGAACUCGGGGCUGGUGUCGUACAUGCGGGAGAAGGCGGUCAGCCCCAACUGCUGGAACGUCAUCCACUACUCGGGCUUCCUGCACCUGGAGCUGCUGAGCUCGUACGACGUGGACAUCAACCAGAUCGUCAACACCAUCUCCGAGUGGGUGGUGAUGAUCAAGACGCGGGGCGUGCGGCGGCCCGAGUUCCAGCCGCUGCUCACCGAGUCCGAGUCGGAGCACGGCGAGCGCGUCAACGGGCGCUGCCUGAACAACUGGCUGCGCCGGGGCAAGACGCUGAAGCUCAUCUUCGCGCUCCGGAAGGAGAUCGAGGCGUUCUUGGUGUCGGUGGGCGCCACCACGGUGCACUUCACGGACAAGCAGUGGCUCUGUGACUUCGGCUUCCUGGUGGACGUCAUGGACUACCUGAGGGAGCUCAGCGAGGACCUGCAGAUCACCAAGGUCUUCGCGGCCGCCGCCUUUGAGCGGAUCUGCGCCUUUGAGGGCAAGCUGAAUGUGCUCCAGAGACACAUGGAGGAAGGCAACCUGUCGGAGUUUCCCGCCUUCAGCCAGAUCGUCGACGAGCUCAAGCAGCUGCAUAAGGAAGACCAGAAGAUAUUUGACCCCGACAGGUAUCAGGUGGUGAUCACUCGGCUCCAGAAGGAUUUUGAGAGACAUUUUAAGGACCUCCGGUUCAUCAAAAAGGACUUGGAACUUUUCUCAAAUCCAUUCAGCUUUAAACCUGAAUACGCGCCCAUUUCAGUGAGGGUGGAGCUCACGAAACUCCAGGCAAACACUGAGCUUUGGAAUGAGUACAGAAGCAAAGACUUGGGACAGUUUUAUGCUGGACUGUCUGGUGAAUCCUACCCAAUUAUCAAGGGGGUUGCCUACAAGGUGGCAUCCCUGUUUGAUAGUAACCAGAUCUGCGAGAAGGCUUUUUCAUAUUUGACUCGCAAUCAACAUACUUUGAGCCAGCCACUGACGGAUGAGCACCUCCAAGCCCUAUUUCGUGUUGCCACAACUGAAAUGGAUCCCCGUUGGGAUGAUCUUGUGAGAGAAAGAAAUGAUUCAUAAGCUUUUGUGGUACAACACUGAAGCAAGAAUUCAGUUUUGUUUUGUUUUUCAAAGUUGGUUUGAUUUUUUUUUUUCAAGCUUACUAAUUUUGGAUUGUUGGAAAGCAUUGAGUUUAUUACAGGAUGUCCAAAUUGAUCACAAUUCAUAUCUUUCUAACAGUUGCCUUUUUACCAUCUCAUUUGGCAACAGGGGACUGAAACAGAAAUACCACUUUUAAAAGACUUGGUUUAAUGAGAAAGGCAUUGUAUUUUAUUUUUAUGAUAUAACUGAUUUUCAACAAGUUUAGUAUUGAUAAUGUGAGUUGAAUUAGAAGUCUGGUUUUAAGAUGUUCUGAAGAUAUAUGCCAAAAAAUUCUAGCUCUGAUUUUAACAAAGUGUAAAAAUUUUGAUGCAGUUUGAAAUUACCAAAUUCCCAAAUAUGUAUUGGAGUCAAUUUGCAGAAACACACAGCAAGUUCAUAAGCUUCUGAAAGGAACAUCAUAUAUACACAAUGGAGGUAUUUUGUCUAACAAAAUGAGACUUUUUAAAAAUAAUUCUGAGUUUGAAGUUAAAUAUUGGCAGAUUUCCUUCUUCCUCCCACUCACCCAGUGAUAGUGAUAUUACAAAUGGUAGAAAUAAUCAAAAUUUCAGUCAGAAGCAAGAACCAUUUUUUAAGUUUCUGAUUUAGGAGGCUUCCCACAAUUUGGAAAUGAGAAUAACCAAUCACAGGGUUUUCUCAUGAAUUUUCACAACUGGGGGCUGUUUUAUCAGCUUGUCUAUCAAAGGACUAUGGUAAGUAUAGAAUGUUAACCAUUGCCAGUUAGUAAUUAUUUUUUCUACUCUAGACAUAGCUUUGGCCCUAUCAAAAGGGUGAGGAAAAAAAGACUUUUACACUUUGGGAUCGGGGGUUGUUAGAUAUUUUAGCGUAUUUGUCUUAUCUGCAUGGGUUAAUGUUUUGUAAAGAAAUUCUGGUUAAAAGAAACGCUUUAUUUUAAAAUGACUUGUCAGAUUUCGAAAGCUGCUGGAAGUGGAUUUAUUCUAGAACUACCCUUUACAUUCAGUAGUUAAGACAGUGCACAAGUAGAAAUAUUUAAAUUUCAAGGAGCAGCCUUAAUUCACGGAUUGUACUAAUUCCAUAUUUCUAGUGAGGCAUUGGUUUGUAGUAUAACAGUUACCAGACAGGUUACAUGUGAAACCUCAAGCUUAGCAGUAAAGGCCAUAAAACUGGCUUAAAAACAGUGCCUGUCUUGUAACUCAGAUUCUCAAGUGUAGUCUGACAACUGUUGUACUACUAAGUCCUGUCUUGAGUAUUGCAGCACAUUAUUCUAUUGUCGCUAAUCAAGCCAGUUCAAGGAACCAAUUACAACCAAGAAUUUAGAAGGAACUGGUACCUAAGCAAUCUGAACAGAAGCCACAAGAGACUGAGAACUAGUAGUGACCCUUCCAGAGGAUGCUGGGAAAUGUGUAAGGCACCUUUGUGGUUGUCAUAUUUAUUGGAGGGUUCUGCUGGCAUUUCCUCCUGCAGUGCACAAGGACAGCCUGGCACUUUAAAGAAUUACCCCUUCCAAAGUGCCAGCAGAUCACCGCCCCCAUAUAUGUUUAUCUUAUUUCAAGGGACAGGGAAAAUUACCGGUAGAAACUGAUGGUAUACUCGAUGGAUCAUCCUAAUUCCAGCAUUCCAAGUCCGGCUGGAAGGGCACUGAUAAGUUUCUGGAGUUUACAAUAGCAUUUAUUAAUCAUUAAUUUCAAGGUUCAAAGAGCUCUGUCCUACUAAACAUAUUUAAUUCAGAGCAAAAACAAACAAACAAACAAGCAUUACAUAUUGACAUCAUUAUGUUGCCAUUUUGAUGAUCAAAGAAUAAGCCAAAAUAACCUGUAAAAAACAAAACAGUAAAAAAAGAAAGAAAAAAUAAUGUACCGGUAAUUUCCCAAUAGCUUUGUAUAUUGCCUUUCACAACAAAUGCUUUUAUUCUUGAAAGAUUGAAAGACCUGAAAGCUCUGCUUUCUAAUCCCAGUUCCCUAAAUAUUGAAAUGUUGUACACUUUUAUCAAGUUCUUGUGUGUUUUGCUUAAGGUGAUAAUAAGAUUAGUUUGCAUCAUAUAGCCACUUUAUAGAGGGGAGAUGUAAGCCAAGGAUUUUUUUUUUUAUUGGCCCUCUGCAAUAGAGAAUUUGCUGUAACUAGUCUUGUGGGGGUUUUUUUUGUUGUUGUUUUUUAAAGUGUGUUUUACUGUUUUCUGUACUAAAUAACUGUAGCUGCAUGGCAGUCUUUUCUUUGUGUUUUUUAAAAAUAAAUAGUUGUUACUGGUCCUGUGGUAUCAGUGAAUAUAGUUAAAAUAAGUGCCAUUUAAAAAAAAUAACAAAAAAAAAUUGUCCUUACCAGUUCAAGCUCAGUAAGUCUUUGUCAAUCUUCUUUCCCACCUUGGAAUACUUGAUUACCUUAGCUUUGAGGAGAUUCCAGCUCUCAUCUUUGCAAGCACCUCUUACCUAUAUACAGGAUUAUUGUGUUUUGUUCUCCCCCUCCCCUCACUGCCUAAUCUCCCUUGCCUUAUUACCUCCGUUCCCUUGCCUCCCUGGCCGGUUUCUUCUGUGAUUUCACCUGUUUGCAGAUGCUGCAAAUUCUUACCCUCCUUUUUUCCUCACUCCUAAUUGCUAACAUGAAUCCACUUUGCUCCCUCACAGGCCUCACCACACAUUAUUGAUGUUAACCCAGACCUGCACUUCUUCUUGUUUUCCAUUUCUUCAGUGGCUGGCACUGCCAUUGCCAGCCAUCCAGUUAUCCUUCCCCGAGCCAGAAACAGACUGGGUAGUCAUGUUGCUCCAUUGCUUUCACCCUUGCUCUUAGAAUACAAUGCAGACUUCUGUUCAUCUUUCAGAGCUCUCUGAUUUAUAUGCUACUCCAUCUAGGAAGCUUCAGUGAUGCCCUCUGGGCCAGCUGCCCUGACUGCCCAUGCCGAACACACUUCUCUCCCAGUCGUCACUUAGCACUUGUGACUGCUUAUUGAUCAUUGCUAGACUGUCAGCUCUAGAAGGGCAGGGACCACUUAAGUCUUGCUCAGUGUUCUAGCUCUAAUGCUUAGCGUGAUGCCUAACAUUUCCACAAAUGUUUGGGCAAAUAAAUACUUGUGUAGUAUGAUAUAGUCACAGAAGCUUUCACAGUCUCAUUUGAGCUUCACAGUCACCCUGCCUUUUCACUGAAUAGUUACUGCAAAUUAUUAUAUAUUGCAAAUUAAGAAAUGAAGCUUCUCUUAUUUGUGACUAGGGACUUCAUUGUUGUGUUUCCAGAAUUUAGUGCAGUGCUUAGCAUGUGGUUCAAAUAUAUGAAUGUUGUUUAAAAAAAACAAACCAAGAGUGUAAUUUUCCCUAGUAAUAUAAUGAGUAGUAAAGUCAGGAUUUAAACCUAGGUGUACUCACAUAAGUCCACCAUGUAAUAUUAAGUACAUCCAUAGCAUAUAGUCUUAAGUCUUUUUUUUUUUCAUUUCCAAAGGAACCUGUAUGUCGAGAGAAAAAAUAUAAGACAAUACUUAGAUUGAUUAAGUUAAUACUUUAGUAAUUAAAAAUUAAGUUUCUUUAUCGGAGAAAGAUAAUGUCACUUAAGAGUUAACAUCCGUUUUUCCUUUUGUAGGCAUCAACCCUAGGAGAAAAUGGCAUGCUAUUUACUUGUUACUUUCCUUUACAGAUGAUUUCUGGCUCUUCUGGAAUUUAAAAAUGGAUUUUGAUAGAUGCCUGUGAAUGCACCAUCCAGAUGAAGGUUGAAACUAUUCCUGUGACCCAGUAGGUGCCCUCAUGCCACUCUCACAAAGAGAAAAUUGCUGGUCUGACUUUUUUCGCCAUCAUUUAGUUUUGCCUGUUUUAAAACUACAUGAAGUGGAAUAAUUGUAUGCACUCUUUUGUAUCUUUGGUCUAAAUGUCUGCUGGAAGAAUCCAUGUUGUGGGUUGUAGCAGUUCAUUUUUUACUUCUGUGUCAUUGUCUGUUCAUAGUAUGAUUAUACCCCUGUUAUCCAUUCAGUGUUGAUGAAUAUUUGGAUUGUUGCCAGUUUGUGGUCAUUAUGAAUAAAGUUGCUAUGAAAAUUUU